Zeugodacus cucurbitae (melon fly) is the source of this 3179-nucleotide messenger RNA. RefSeq names its product glycoprotein 3-alpha-L-fucosyltransferase A (gene FucTA). The transcript is spliced from 5 exons. Gene Ontology annotation, cellular component: membrane. The record is from RefSeq and is a predicted model, not a curated record. Lineage: Eukaryota; Metazoa; Arthropoda; Insecta; Diptera; Tephritidae. Gene Ontology annotation, molecular function: alpha-(1->3)-fucosyltransferase activity. The coding region runs from base 705 to 2300 and encodes 531 amino acids.
CGCCUAAAUGUAGGCUAUAGUUACGCAUCAUGAUUCAAAAAAGAUUUCAAAUUUUGAAAUAAAAACCUGAGUGUUCAUUAUUCGAUAUGACGAACAAGAGUUCAAAAUAACAAGGGAUUUAGUGCACGAUUAGUCACUUCCGAAAAUUUAAAAUUAACACAACGAUUCUUAGCAAAAAGCUCGCUCAAAAAAAUUAAAAAAAAAAAUAUUAUUUAUACAACAAGAAUAGCCAGAUAUUUUAACCAUAUAACUCACUCCAAAUUCCAGCUUAUUGCUGCGUAACCAGCAGUCGGCGCGGAGAGCAGUCAGAAACGGCUGAGAAACCGCAAACAAUAUUUCUAAAAAACAAUAUUUGUAUUUAGUUUAAUUGAAACAUAUGUUUAUACCGCUCAGCAAAACUAAAGUCAACAAGUGUCAAACGAAAAAAAAAAAACAAUUAUAAAUAUACCUUACACGCCAGACUCAAAUAUAAAAUAUAUCAAAGUGUAUUUAUACCCCAAGAGCAGCUAUAACUGAGUUCACACAAGCACAAAUGUACACUCUAAAAGUCUAUAUUCUCAGAACAAUUGUAUUUAUAGGGAAAUGAAAAGCAUUCUGUAAAUGUCGUUGACGAGACGAGGCGGCGGUUGAGAAGUGCCUUCCAAAGCGGUUCGACGACAACGUGCUAGAGAACCACACGCUCAGCGGAGAAACGACACAAAAAAAUGCGUCGUCCGAAAUUUUCGCUAAAGAAAUAUUUUUAUUUUACACUAUUCUGUGCGCUACUGCUGAUAUUCGGAUUUAAUUUGCGUGAACAUGAAAUUUGGAAACCAAAAGGCGCAGCACAACAAACACACGAGCGUACACAAGACGAGCAAGCAGCGCAAUCGUUGCAAGCUUACACGCACAGCGCCAACACCGUGGCAUCGCAGCUUGCAGCACACGCUGAGCGUGACGACUCGGCUGACGACGAUGGCAAUGAACGGGCGAAUAAAGCGUCUGCGCAAGGCGCCAACAAUGCGCCCCUCAACGACCUUGUAAAUAAUGAAUUAAGCGAACUACAACAGCAAGAACAUUUGCAUCCAGGACAGGUGCCACUGGAGAACACCGCCACACGCCCCUGGUUCUUCCGGCAAGGUGAGUACUACCCGAAGCCAGCGCAUGCCGCGCCAACACGUACGGGGGCUGGUAAAGGCGGCGGUAGUGCGUUGCGUGGCAAGAAGCACGAUCCACGCGGUGCCGGACUGUUCCCCUAUCAAAACCCGCACAGUGAUCGCAUCGUCAAUCAGUUGAUGUAUGUGCCGCCGAAUUAUGAGCAGGUGCGCGCCAGCGGACGACUGAAAGUCAUACUGCUCUACAAUGGACUCGGUCCGUGGAAUGUGAAACAAGGUCGUGAUGUCUUCCUACGCUCGAAAUGUCCUGUAGAUACCUGCGAACUGACAUCGAAUCGCGGUCUCGCCGACAAGGCCGAUAUGAUACUAUAUAAGGAUCAUUACAUACCAACCGGCCUCGGCCGACCAUCAAACCCACAGCAGGUUAGCAUGUUGUAUUAUUUGGAAUGUCCAUAUCAUACGCAAAACGUAAAAGUACCGGACGCCAUUAAUUGGACGGCCACCUACAGGCGUGACAGCGAUAUUAUGGCGCCUUAUGAGAAAUGGCUCUACUAUGAUGCGAAAAUCAAUCAAGUGGAGCAGGAUCACAAUUAUGCUAUGAAUAAAACGAAAAAAGUCGCUUGGUUCGUCUCGAAUUGUGGCGCACGCAAUGGACGUCUACAGUUUGCGCAUGAAUUGCAAAAAUACAUAGAUGUUGACAUCUAUGGCGUUUGUGGCAAUUACAAAUGUCCACGCAGCACCGCCGACAAAUGCUUCGAACUACUCGAUCAUGAAUACAAAUUUUACCUCGCCUUCGAGAAUUCCAAUUGCAAAGACUACAUCACCGAAAAGUUCUUCGUCAACGCACUACAACGCAAUAUUUUACCAAUUGUUAUGGGUGCACGUCCGGAGGAUUAUGAAGUGAGCUCACCGCAUCGUUCCUACAUCCAUGUCGAUGAAUUUGCCUCGCCCAAAGAAUUAGCCGAAUACUUGCAUAUACUCGAUAAAGACGACGAACUCUACAAUUCAUAUUUCAAAUGGAAGGGCACCGGUGAGUUUAUCAACACGUAUUAUUGGUGUCGCGUUUGUGCCGCACUCCACGAUGAGGAGUCAUUACGUAAGCCGCGCUGGUACACGGACGUAAAUGAUUGGUGGCGCGGUGCUGGCGUCUGUACGAAUGGUUCGUGGCGUAAUUUUAAGGCGCGCAAAGAUGUCAUACGCGACGAUUAGUGGCGAACGCAAUUGGGUUUGUGGUUGGCUACUGCAAGCAUUGUUAUUGAAUAUGUUAAGUAAUAGUUUAAGGCUUAUUUAUAACAAACAAACAAACAACAACAACAAACAACAACAAUAACACAAUAGAAAAACAAAAACAAAAAUAAAAGCAUGCUGAAUUGCUUAUGGAUGGAUGGAAUGUGUGUGAUGCGUGUGGAUGUGGGUGAAUGGUUAUAUUGUAUACUUAUACAUACAUAUAUAUACAUAUGUAUAUGCAUGUGUAUAUAUGUAAUAUAUAUGUGUGUGUGUGUGUGUUUGUUUGUUGUUGUGACUAACAAAUUGGACAAAGCUAGCAGCUGAGUUCAGCAGUCACGUUUAGCUGCCAGCAGAAAGUCAGCCGAUGGCAGGAAGAGCUUACAAACACACAUACAUAUACAUACAUACAUACAGUCAUGUGAAAAAUAAUAGGGACACAUGACACAUGUCCCUAUUAUUUUGCACACUCAAAAACGAUCAUAAUUCACAAAAUGAUCAGCAUUUUUUCUUUGAUAACGGUUCUUUACUUCACUGACAUCCCAGCAAACAAUUGCAUGUUACAUUUUUGAUAAUUUUUUUAUUUUAUUUUUUACCUAUUUUCAAGCAAGUGUCCCUAUUAUUUUUCACAUGACUGUACAUAUAAAAAAUUUAGCAAAAAAAAAUUAAAAGAAAGAAACCGCAAAUUGCUUACUAAUAUUAGAUAAAGAGCGCGUAAAGAUUGUAGCAAUUCAAAUUUGUAGCAGCAUUUUGUAUAUACAUACACAUGCACACACCUACAUAUAUGUAUAGUUAUGCGCUUGUGGAAAUCAGGAAGUAAGAAUUCAUAAUAAUAAAAUAAUUCAGAAAUUUAUAAUUUUUUAA